Mya arenaria is the source of this 2050-nucleotide messenger RNA. RefSeq names its product protein jagged-1b-like. Bases 135 to 1820 code for a protein of 561 amino acids. The transcript is spliced from 11 exons. The record is from RefSeq and is a predicted model, not a curated record. NCBI's taxonomy places the organism in Eukaryota, Metazoa, Mollusca, Bivalvia, Myida, Myidae. Gene Ontology annotation, molecular function: calcium ion binding.
GAAGAAAAUUAAUAAUAUCAAUUCAGUUUCUUUUCCAUGAUCUCUAAUUUGGAAAGACGUUGCAGUUUACUUCCUAUUUAAGACAGACGGCGAAAUAUCUCGACUCAAGCUUGGGUGUCUUGAAUGCUACCGAAAUGCAUUUUCUUUGUUUUUUUCUAACAGGAUACAUUUUAAGGUUAACCUUUGCUGACCAAGGCUGCGGUGUGACGUUAUUUCAACAAAAUAACGAACAUGUGGAUACAUGCUAUAGCAAUGGGCAGCUUUUGUCCUCAAAAGAACAUCUCACAAAUGAACUGCCGCAUCAGACAAUCUGCGCAGUAAAACGCUGCAACAUCUUGCGAAUUCUAGAGUGUGUCAAUGGUGUUUGGAAAGAUGGGCUGCAAACAUACACACACGAGGAAUGUUUUGUCCCUGAAUACAAGGAUAAGAAGGUUUACAGGAAAAAACGUUUUUUUGGCAGAAGAAGAAGAAGGAGCAGAUAUACACCUCCCACACCCAACUGCGGGCCUCCCGGAACUGUUGUUGGUUCGUCGGUUACGACGACAACGACGAAUCAAGGUGGUGUCGCUACAUACACUUGCUACUCGACUCAUCAGCAUAUGUCAGGGAACUUAAAGAGAACCUGUCAAUCAAACUCUCAAUGGAGCGGCGUGGAACCUGUUUGCGCAUAUAUGAAAUCUUGUGACAGUAGUCCGUGCUUAAAUGGGGGCCGGUGUUCAAAUAUCCCGGAAAGUUACACGUGCGACUGUCCGGAAAUAUGGAAAGGAUCGCGGUGUGAAAACGUCGCGCAUGUUUGUGCACGCAAUCCAUGCGUCAAUUAUGAAGAAUGCGAGGAUGGAGCUGACAUGUAUACUUGUAUCUGUCUGCCCGGGUGGAGCGGGCAAGAUUGCGACAUUCCUGUCGAAUGCGGUCGUCCACAAGGAGUUACCGAUGGGACAGUGUGGUACACUGGUACGACACUCAAUGGUGUUGCCACCUAUGUCUGCAACGAAGACUUCAACAUGACAUCUGGGGACCGAGUCCGAACAUGCAUGGCUAGUGGAGUAUGGAGUGGAACAAAACCGACAUGCCAAUUCGUUGCCAGUUGCAAAAGUUCACCAUGUCAUAAUGAAGGAAGUUGCGUGAAUAAGGUCGAGGACUUUGAAUGUCAUUGCUCUAGCGGGUGGGACGGAAAGACUUGUGAAGAAGAUGUCCAACCACCAAUUUUGGAAAAUUGUUCCGCCAAUUUGAUAGUGAACGCCACUGAAAAGACAAAACUUGUUGUCUGGGCCGAGCCAGUGUUUAGCGAUCCUAUGAAUUCAGAGUUAAGACUUUCCAGCAACUAUGAAAGUCCACAAUCCGUUUUUCCCUGGGGAGACUUUACCAUAACGUAUGCAGCAACGAAAAUCAAAAAUGGAUUGUGCACAGAAUGUACAUUUAACAUUUCGGUUCGACCAACGCCAUGUGAACCGUUGAAGCAACCUGAGAAUGGAGCACUUCUUUGCAAUGGAUGGGACAACGCGUAUGGAACGUUCUGUCUGGUUGGAUGUAGGAGCAAUUUCACAAUACAUCCACCAAAUCGAUACGGCAAUUGGCUUAUCUGCGGUGCAUCGGGGAACUGGUCCAGCCAAGCUCCGGAUUGCUCGCUGAAUAUGGAGAAAGAGGGCGACAUACUGGCGUUUCAUCCGUCCUAUACAGACUUUUCGUUCGAUGAAUGCCAUAACACAACCAAACUAAGACAAAUAUUUAUAUCGGAAAUGACGUCACACCCGGAUCUAUCAGAGUUUUGCCAAUUGUACCAAGCCUGUAACGAUGUCAACCAAGUGAAUGUUUUAUGUUAAUGGAUUUUAUUAACUUUGUGUUUGUUAUAUUUUGAGUUCAACAUUUAAAAUAAAUCAAACGUUUCAUUUAUUUGAAAGGUUAUUAUGCAUUUGAAAUUGAUCGUUUAAUUACAGGUGACUUUCAUUUACAGUUUGAAACAAGCUUUGGGAUAAAUAUGUACUUGUAAUUUUGCCUGUUAUAUUUGAAUAUGUUUUUGAAAGAAUACCUUUAUAAGAUAAUAAAUUUCAUU